GGGGCCGCGGGAACGGAUGGCGGCCUGGGCCCCGUAGCAGCGGCGGCUCUACGGCCCGGGGCCCCGGGCCAGCGGAGGUGGCGGCUCCCGGGACCGGCCGCGCGCAAUGAUGUUGUCCACUGGGCAUGUACUGACCAAUGUGGCAGGUCUGAGAACAUAGCUGAAGCUGAAAAUAGGAAAGCUGGGGCAAGGAAGAGCCUUGAAUCUUGAGGUGGGACGUUGACUCUAAGAUGUCCUUGAGCAGUGGAGCCUCCGGAGGGAAAGGAGUGGAUGCAAACCCGGUUGAGACAUACGACAGUGGGGAUGAAUGGGACAUUGGAGUAGGGAAUCUCAUCAUUGACCUGGACGCCGAUCUGGAAAAGGACCAGCAGAAACUGGAAAUGUCAGGCUCAAAGGAGAUGGAGUCCCCUGUCUCCACACCAGCAGUGCUGCCGCUACACCUUUUGGUACCAGUGGUCAGUAAUGACAUCUCAUCUCCCUGUGAGCAGAUCAUGGUUCGUACCCGAUCAGUUGGGGUCAACACAUGUGAUGUGGCUUUAGCCACCGAGCCUGAGUGCCUGGGUCCCUGCGAACCUGGGACAAGUGUCAACCUCGAGGGCAUCGUGUGGCAAGAAACAGAAGAUGGGAUGUUGGUAGUGAAUGUAACAUGGAGGAACAAGACAUAUGUAGGUACACUUCUUGACUGCACACGGCAUGAUUGGGCACCCCCCAGGUUCUGUGACUCUCCCACCAGUGACUUGGAAAUGCGAAACGGUCGGGGUAGAGGCAAGCGCAUGCGUCCCAACAGUAACACACCUGUCAAUGAGACAGCAACAACAUCUGACAGCAAAGGGACCAGCAGCAGCAGCAAAACCCGAGCAGGAGCCAAUAGCAAAGGCCGUCGGGGCAGCCAGAAUUCUUCAGAGCACCGCCCACCUGCCAGUAGCACCUCUGAGGAUGUCAAGGCCAGCCCUUCCUCAGUGAAUAAGCGGAAAAACAAACCCCUUUCAGACAUGGAGCUGAAUUCUAGCUCAGAGGACUCCAAAGGGAGCAAGCGUGUCCGUACGAAUUCCAUGGGCUCAGCCACUGGCCCCCUCCCUGGGACCAAGGUGGAACCCACUGUUCUAGAUAGAAAUUGUCCCUCCCCAGUCCUGAUUGACUGUCCCCACCCAAACUGUAACAAAAAGUAUAAGCACAUCAAUGGACUUAAGUACCAUCAAGCUCAUGCCCAUACCGAUGAUGAUAGCAAGCCAGAAGCAGAUGGAGACAGUGAGUACGGAGAGGAGCCCACCCUCCAUGCAGACCUGGGGAGCUGCAAUGGUGCCUCUGCCUCACAGAAAGGCUCCUUGUCCCCUGCCCGCUCAGCUACCCCCAAAGUUCGGCUCGUAGAGCCCCAUAGCCCUUCUCCUUCAAGCAAAUUCAGCACAAAAGGUCUGUGUAAGAAAAAGUUGAGUGGGGAAGGGGACACAGACCUUGGGGCCUUAUCCAAUGAUGGCUCUGAUGAUGGACCCUCAGUUAUGGAUGAUACAAGCAAUGAUGCCUUUGAUUCUUUGGAAAGGAAGUGUAUGGAAAAAGAAAAAUGUAAAAAACCCUCUUGUUUGAAACCUGAAAAGAUGCCUUCCAAGAGCUUAAAGUCAGCCCGGCCCAUUGCCCCGGCCAUCCCCCCACAACAAAUCUACACCUUCCAGACAGCCACCUUCACAGCAGCCAGCCCCGGCUCCUCCUCGGGCUUGACCACCACAGUGGUCCAAGCCAUGCCCAACAGCCCCCAGCUCAAGCCCAUUCAGCCCAAGCCCACUGUGAUGGGAGAACCUUUCACAGUCAACCCUGCCUUGACUCCAGCCAAGGAUAAGAAAAAGAAAGACAAAAAAAAGAAGGAGUCUUCAAAGGAACUUGAAAGUCCUCUGACUCCUGGAAAGGUGUGUCGAGCAGAAGAAGGCAAAAGCCCAUUCAGGGAAUCAUCAGGAGAUGGGAUGAAAAUGGAGGGGCUCCUCAAUGGCUCAUCAGACCCUCACCAGAGCCGACUGGCCAGCAUCAAGGCUGAAGCUGAUAAGAUAUACAGCUUCACAGACAAUGCCCCCAGCCCUUCCAUUGGAAGCAGUAGCCGCCUAGAGAGCACUACCCCUACCCAGCCCAUGACUCCCUUACAUGUAGUGACUCAGAAUGGAGCUGAAGCCAGCUCCGUCAAAACCAACAGCCCUGCCUACUCUGACAUCUCUGAUGCUGGGGAGGACGGGGAGGGCAAAGUGGAUAGUGUCAAAUCAAAGGACCCUGAGCAGCUGGUUAAGGAAGGGGCUAAGAAAACUCUUUUUCCCCCUCAGCCACAGAGCAAAGACUCCCCAUAUUACCAAGGCUUUGAGAGUUACUACUCUCCAAACUACGCACAGUCCAGCCCAGGGACGCUGAACCCCAGCAGCCAGGCAGGAGUGGAAAGUCAGGCCCUGAAGACAAAAAAGGAUGAGGAGUCUGAGAGCAUAGAGGGGAAAGCAAAGAACGAUGUCUGUGAGGACAAGAAGCCAGAGCUGAGCAGUUCCAGUCAGCAGCCCUCUGUCAUCCAGCAGCGUCCCAACAUGUACAUGCAGUCCCUGUACUACAACCAGUAUGCCUAUGUGCCCCCCUAUGGCUACAGCGACCAGAGCUACCACACCCACCUCCUGAGCACGAACACAGCUUACCGGCAGCAAUAUGAGGAACAGCAGAAACGGCAGAGCUUGGAGCAGCAGCAGCGGGGACUGGACAAGAAGGCAGAGUUGGGCUUGAAGGAGCGGGAAGCAGCACUCAAAGAAGAAUGGAAGCAAAAGCCGUCAAUUCCACCAACUCUCACCAAGGCUCCCAGCCUGACCGACCUGGUGAAGUCGGGACCCAGCAAGGCCAAGGAGCCCGGGGCUGACCCUGCCAAAUCAGUCAUUAUUCCCAAGUUAGAUGACUCUUCCAAACUCCCCAGCCAGGCCCCAGAAACACUUAAAGUGAAGCUGAGUGAGGCCAGCCACCUAGGCAAGGAGGCUUCUGAGGCUAAAACAGGUGCUGAGUGUGGCCGACAGGCAGAGGUGGAUCCAAUACUCUGGUACCGACAGGAAGCUGAGCCCCGGAUGUGGACAUAUGUUUAUCCUGCCAAGUAUUCAGACAUCAAGUCAGAAGAUGAGAGGUGGAAAGAGGAGCGGGACCGCAAAUUGAAGGAGGAAAGGAGUCGGAAUAAGGACUCUGUUCCCAAGGAGGAUGGGAAGGAAAGCACAAGUAGUGACUGCAAGCUGCCCACUUCUGAGGAAUCCCGCCUUGGGAGCAAGGAGCCCCGACCAAGUGUCCAUGUGCCUGUGUCCUCCCCUCUCACCCAGCACCAGUCUUACAUCCCCUACAUGCACGGCUACUCCUACAGCCAGUCCUAUGACCCCAACCACCCCAGCUACCGGGGCAUGCCUGCUGUGAUGAUGCAGAACUACCCAGGUUCCUACCUACCUUCCAGCUACUCUUUCUCCCCAUAUGGCAGCAAGGUCUCAGGGGGUGAAGAUGCUGACAAGGCACGAGCCAGCCCCAGUGUCAGUUGUAAAUCCGGCUCAGAGUCCAAAGCCUUGGACAUCUUACAGCAGCAUGCCAGCCACUACAAGAGCAAGUCUCCCACGAUAAGUGAUAAAACUUCUCAGGAGAGAGAUCGGGGAGGCUGUGGGGUGGUUGGGGGUGGUGGCAGCUGUAGCAGCAUCGGAGGAGCCGGUGCCGGUGAUAGAAGUGUAGACCGGCCCCGCACCUCUCCGUCCCAGCGCCUGAUGUCCACACACCACCACCACCACCACUUGGGCUACUCAUUGCUCCCAGCACAGUACAACCUACCCUAUGCAGCAGGGCUUUCUUCCACAGCCAUUGUUGCCAGCCAGCAAGGCUCAACUCCCUCACUCUACCCACCCCCCCGGAGGUGAGAAUGAACACCAAGUGCCGGGAUAAAGUCAGCUUCACGGGCCCGACUGGCUCACCCAAGGAGGUGCUGGAGGUGCCACUAAUACAUCAGUUAAAUGGUGUUGAUCAUCCUGUUUGCCGUGUUCCCACCAUGACCGAAGGCAGACCCUUGGCUAUCUCGCCUCCACCAGGUCCCGGACUCCCCCACCCUCCCUCUUCCUCAGGAGCUGGAGAGCUGGUACUUAGCAAAAAUAUUUAUUCUCUCGGCCACAUUUGUGACUGUUGUGGCCUCUGUGGAGAUGAAGGCAUGGGGAGCAACCAGGGGAACAUGGCCUCAGCCCAGAGAAGUCACUGCUCUGUUCCCCAACCCCUGGUCAGCUGCCGGAGGAGUACCAGCCCCCACCCAGGGAGGGACCCCCAAGCACUGGGUAAGGUCUGAAGACAGCACAGCAGCCAUUCCCUCUCACCGUCAUUACCACCAUCACCAGAUCCUGCAUCUCCCCAGUGGUUUGAGCCCUGGGAACUGACAGCACGUGGAGAAAUUAGAAUCUCAGGAAAGAAAUUGGGGGCUGUUUUCUCUAUAAUUGUGAAAACAAGGUCUUCAAACAUGAAGACUUCUCCCCUCUCACAUGAGCACAUAUAAAUGCUCAGAGCCCAGCCUAGAAAGGUUGACCAUGGUACUUGCCCAGCAUGGCCUUGGGCUGCUGGUCAGGCAGAGGGUUGGGGGUCCCCACACCAGCACAGGGCUCCCCAGGGGUACUGGCAGUAAGCUGGAGCUGGAGCAUGAAUGGAGUCUGUGAAAUAGAACUGCAUCCCCACUAAGUCCUGCUGCUUCUUAGCCCUCAACACCUGGCCCUUUCUCUUUUCCCUCCUGACCCCUGUGCCCAGGGGGAUUCUCACACUGAUCUCUCCUCUUCUUUUCCACUGCUUGGCUCUUAAGACUCAGGCAGGUAAAAUAGUAUUCCCCGGCCUGGGGAGCUUCAGAGUCUGCCAGGGUCCUCAGGGCAAGGCCCAGGGGGCAGUUCUUAAGAGAUGUCCUGGCCAUUCAGCCAUCAUUUAGGGUCACAAAUAUAUACAGCCAGGUUCCUCUGUAUACAAGUAUACGGUUUUAUAUAGCUCAGUCUAUAACCCCAUGUGUGCCAAUAUGAGCCGUGUCUUUGUAACACACAUUUUUGUUUUAGGAGACACUGACCAUAGGAGGUUAUGUGUUCCUUAGACCUGGGGUAACACAUUCAAGCCAUUACUCCUCUGAGCCACAAAGUGUACUCAGUGGGAGCUGUGCUUUGAGGCAGCAGACAUUUCUCUGCUCUCUCAGUCCAGGCUCUGUGCUCUUUGUACUGGGAAGGGACAAUGCUUUGGUAGCUUUAUUGGAGUCACUUCCUUCCCCGUGGUGUGGGAAGCUUUAGCUCUUACUUUGCUUUUGAGGUAUCAUCCCUUUGUUCUCCUCCUCUCCUAUCUGUCCUUGACCUGGAUUGAGAGAAAAUAAAGACUGACAGAUACCAGCCUAGGCACCCGGGGUAUUAGUGACCAGAGUGCCCAAAGUGACCACUUUUGCAGGUACUUGGCUCUGACAGCGUGGGUCAUGGAGGUGGAGGGCAGUUAGCACAUUGUCCAGCAAAGGCUGCUUUCCAAGAUCCCAGAGCCCUACUCUAGAUCUAGAGGCUCAGGGUCAUUUGCCUAAGAGGAGCCCCUCUGACCUAUAGACCUUUCCUCUAGGUUUCACGUUCUCGUUUUUAUUCAAGUUGGGUUCUGAGCCCGUCCAAAAAUCUCACCAUUUUAGACCUCUUAGCAGGCCCCAAGAAGCCUCCCUCUCCUCCAUCAUUCCCUCUGCCUCCUGCUGCCCCAGCGGGCAGUGCUCUGAACAGUGACACCCCUUUCAUCCGUGGAAGUGACACCCCACCUAACCUGAGUCACCACUAAGAGGAUGACUGAAUUUCAGCCUGAUUAUGCCCUCCCACACUCCUGUGGGGUGAAGCCAAGGGCCUGUCUCUGUUCCUGUUUGUUUUUAAAUAUUGUUGUGUGUUUUGUAACUGUGGCGCUGGCUUACAGCGUGAUCUGUACAUAUUGUAAAGAAACCGUUUAAAGUAAUUUUUUUCCCAUCAGGCAGGCAUGGUCUGCAUUCCUGCCCUUUCCACUUCAUUCUGUAACACAGAGAAGAAGAAAUUCCGUAUUAGCAGGGCAGCCUUGGGUUCUACAGAAGGGAACAGCUUUUUCUUUUGUUUUCUUUUCCCCUAUUAAACUUUUGGCUCUUGGAUCCUUAUAUCCAAGUCUCCCUUGAAGAGUGGAAGCUGAACUGCCCAGAAGAGCAGGUAAAAGCCAGGAAUGGCAGAAUGGCACUGCCUUUUCCUGAUCCCUAAUCCUCCUGCUCUCAGAUCCUUGCCAGGUCCAAUCUUCCUUCCCUGGAAUAGCACAAAGCAGCAGCAGCAGCAGCAAAGGAGGAAACAGAUCCUUGAUGAGCGCUGAGUGAAGGAUUUGCUGCCCACCUCCAGCCUCUCUACAUGGGGAGGAGGAACACAGGUGAGGGUACCUGUGGCACCCAUGACCUGGUCAGAGGGACAAGACACGAAGCAAGGAUUCCCAUUCUACCCCCACCCCACUCCGUAAGCAUAGGCUGGAAAAGGUUGCUGCUAAGGGCCCAGACCACCAGACCAAGGCUCUCUUGGCACCACCCCAGCCCAGGCCUCUCCUAGACAUCUCAUCAGGUUCCCCAGAGAAUCUAGAGGGAAAGACAGCCAAGCUUGGAGAGCUGCUGCUCAAGAUUCACAUCCUCCUCUUCCUCAUUCAGCCCCUUUCCCCGUUGGUACAUGUAUAUGUACAUGUAUGCAAUUUCCUUCUUAUCUCAUCCUCUCCACACAUCUCAAGGUCAGAGGACCACAAGCAGAAGGGUUAAGAGGGCACCCCAUGAAAUGAAGUGGUGAUUCUUAAAUCUCUUCUCUCCAGGCUCCACGGUGGGUGUGGGAAGACUUGGCCUCAGGAGUGGGAGGAUAAGACUGCAGAAGGGCUAAGAGUUAUUUUAUACGGGCUUUGAGGUCACCCAUGUCACUAAUUAUCCAUAUACCCUAUCACCAUCCCACUGUCUACUCUGAUGCCCCCAAGACUCCACUGGGCAGCUAGUUGGCCCCAUAAUUCUGGGCCUUUAUUAUUUGUUUUAUUCCUUGGGCCUCCCAGGAAGUUUUCUGAUGAUCCUCUGCCAUGGGCCCCUCCUGGGAUGAGCCCCUCCCAAACCCCAUCCCAGCCCCUCCUGCCCCAGCCCACCCGCUUGCCUUGGUGCUCAGCCCCCAUUGGGAGCAGGUUGGGGCGAGCUGGAGGCCCGGGCUGGAGGGGCAGUGUUGCUGUUCAUAGCUUUUGUUCCAUUGGCGUUGCUCUGUUGGAUUUAAUUUCAGUCUUCCUGAUUCUUCCCUUAUGUAAAGUGUACAUUACCAAGUUCCUUGUUUUUUUAUAUAUAUAUAUAAAUAUAUAUAUAUACAAACUGUACUCUUUUUGCCUUUGUACAUUCAGGCAAGAAGAGAAAAAUAAAUCUUUUUAAGAGACAAUCACAAAUCUGUGAGGGCUGCUGGUUAUUUCUCCUGGAGUUUGCUGCUGAGCUGUCUCCUCCUCCCUCCUCCCCACCUUUCCAUUCUCUCUCAGCUUUCCUUAUCUUCCUGGUCCUGUUCCAUAUGCAUCCUCAGCUCCACCUUCCCUGGCUGAUGGCAAGUUGUUGAAUCCAAUGUCCAGACUACCUACCCCGCAAUCCUUCCUGCCCAGCAGUGUUUUCCAGCUUGGCCACUGCCUUACCCAGAAGCUUUAACCUGUGCCCUGGCCUCUCCUGUCUUCCUUCCCCUUAGAUCCCAUUCACCCAAGUGGCUUUGGACUCCUGGGUACUCUGGGACGUCCCAGAAACCCUGGUUUUGGAUACUUACCUGUGAAACUAUGCAGCGGGGAGCUCUUUGCCUAAGAGUUUGCACUAUUUCAACCUGCCUGGGAGUUAGAACAGAUGGUUUUUUAGGAAGAGUGGGAAACUCCUUAAAACCCCCCAAUUCCAGCCUCCAGGGUGCUCUAAUCCAGAUACCAGAGAAUCGUUCCCUGCUGGUGGAUUCCUAUGGCUGCCCACCCCAUCAGAACAAGCCCUAAAUGUUUAUGGGUCAAGAGCAUUUGAUCAGAAUUUCAAAGGGUGGUACAUUCGGAAACAGCCCAACCCAAUCAUUGUUCCACCUCUUGAACUUUCUCCUUUCCAUGAUUUUCUCCUCCCCUCCGUUUUUUCCCCUUUCUUGCUGCUUCCUUUUCUUAAUUGGGUUUGGAAUUGAAGUAUAUUUUUAAAUUAUUUGUUGUAUUUAUUGAAUAAAGUUUUUAAUGUCCCUGUUCUUAAAUUUAGACUAGUUUGCCUUUCACAUUAUCUCCCCUCCCCAACUCCAUCAUCCCCCAAAAUAGUCUACCUUCUAAGUUGCUUUAAUUGGAGUGCAGAUUUGGGGGAUUUACCAUGUUUCUUUCCUCUUAGUGGUCUUAUCUUUUUGAAAGGGAAUUCUUAACUGUCUGGGUUUCUGAUUUUAUCCAAUUCUGGCUGUGUUUAAGAGGAUCCACCAGUAGAUGGCAGCAAAAUCUGAUGUUUCCUGUCCACUCUGCUAGCUUUGGGGAUAAUAAAGGGCCGAGUCUUGU
Molecule: messenger RNA, 8496 nt
Organism: Eptesicus fuscus (big brown bat)
Lineage: Eukaryota; Metazoa; Chordata; Mammalia; Chiroptera; Vespertilionidae
Gene: ZNF609
Product: zinc finger protein 609
Exons: 10
Coding region: 231-3887 (1218 amino acids)
Biological process (GO): regulation of transcription by RNA polymerase II
Cellular component (GO): nucleus
Source: RefSeq, a predicted model, not a curated record